AUGUUCCAGCUAGGCUCCGCCCCCGGGAAGGCCUUCUGGGCGCGGCACCGGUGGAAGAUGCUCCUCUCGCUGGGCGUCGCCGGCGCCGGCUACGCGGCCUACCGCUUCUACGACGCGCACCAGAAGCAGCUCGUCCGGGUCGAGCAGCGCGCCGAGGAGGAGCGCGCCGCCGACGAGAUCAUCAAGAAUCAGUUGGAAGCCCAUUUUCAGAAGGUGCAGAGGAUCUCGGAUACAACCACACUGCCGUUUGCUAUGCACUACCUACGUUCGCGGGUAAUGGAGGAACUGGAUAUUUCACACCUGACCGAGAGGCUGCUGCAAGGGAAGGGAGAGCUGACGCCAGAGGACAAGUACGAGACCUGGGAGAAGAUCAAAAUUCUGAGUUUCACAAGGACAGUGUCUUCAAUGUGGGCCAUGACAUUGCUGAGCUUAUAUGUUAGAGUCCAGGUCACCAUAUUAGGCAGACAUCUCUACUUGGACUUUGCUCGUGGUACAGAUGGUGCUCAAUUGCAGGCGGAAUCUGAUACUUUUAGCGGGAAUGGACAUAAGGACUUUCUUGGAACUGCUGACUACCUUGCAACAUAUGGUAUCACUGCAUUGAUCAGGCAAAUGCAACAUGCUGCAACAGAAAUCUUGAAAGAGAAGCAACUGAAAGACCCUAUGAGCAUGGACCAAGUAUUACAAACGAUGUUACAGAUAUCGGAGCAGUUCAUGAGUAUGUGUGAAGGCAACUCAUGGAUAAAUUUCCUUGUACCUGAAAGCGCCAAUCGGUAUGCACAGUUGAUGGCUGUGUCCAGCAGCGGCUUUGAUGACUCAUCUCUUCUAAUGGAUGUUGGAAAGCUUGACCAACUAAUGACUGAGACACGCAUAGUGUUGGCAAGCGACGAUUUCAGAAAUAUCAUGGACAUGUCAUUGAGGAAGGUAGCUGAUUUGGUGAUAGAGGACUUGCGUGCACAGGUUGGAGCCGCGCUUCCUCCAUCAGGAUUGCCCUUGGCGAAGCUCUUGGCUAGAGUGGCUCAACUGAGCUCAAUGCUGCUCGAGGAACCAAGCAAGAACAAGCACAUCCAGACCAUCCGAAGCAUGCCCGAGGUGGGACUCUUCUACACAUUCCUCUAUGCAAACAUGCCGCCACAAACGUGA
Triticum turgidum subsp. durum (durum wheat) is the source of this 1140-nucleotide messenger RNA. NCBI's taxonomy places the organism in Eukaryota, Viridiplantae, Streptophyta, Magnoliopsida, Poales, Poaceae. The record is from the annotation of a GenBank genome assembly.